Molecule: messenger RNA, 5912 nt
Organism: Lytechinus pictus (painted urchin)
Lineage: Eukaryota; Metazoa; Echinodermata; Echinoidea; Temnopleuroida; Toxopneustidae
Product: atypical kinase COQ8B, mitochondrial-like
Exons: 15
Coding region: 591-2459 (622 amino acids)
Biological process (GO): ubiquinone biosynthetic process
Source: RefSeq, a predicted model, not a curated record
ACUACGACUUCCGGGAUUUGAAGACACAACUCGUUUCUUUGUAAUAAUUUGCGUUUCUCGUAGUUAAAGUGAAGGAGCAUAAAACAUAGUUUGUCUUUAACUUCUGCUAGGAUUGAUACAUUAUCAAGAAGGGAAUAAUUGUUCCGUCCAAAGAAAAAUAAAUACUUUUUCAAUAGAAAAAUAGACAUUCACAUAGUCUCGACAAAGAGGAGAUACAACUCAUUCUAAUCUUUGACAACUUAGUCCUAGUUUUUGAAGAAUAAUCCUCAGUAUAUUCCUUGCUUUUAAUUUGAGAUAGACCCAUCUAUUCUUUGUUAGAAUCCAUUUAAUAUAAUUACCUUCUAAUGAAAUGGAUUUUUCCAUUUUGUUUUCAUAAUUUUCACAAAAUUGUUCAUUACAUCACCACUCCGCAUCGCAUGUUCGUGGGGGUUGUGGUUUUGUGUGCUGGAGAGAUCAAGACUGAGCAACGUAAUCUGAUAUGUUUAGCUGCCUUCUCCGCUGGCCCAGCAAAUUACGACACGCCGGUGGAAAUUUUGGAAGUGGAACUCGCAGGAAAUAACUGAGGAGAUUGUAUUGAGUUGAUAAUCACCAUGUCUGGAUCAAGAUUUGGUGAUGCCGCCAAGGCUGCUAAUGGAUUUGGACUUUUGGUCAAGAGCUUUGUGGAUGGUCAAUGCAAAGAAGUAGGCCAGAUCUGGGCUAACUCUAGUUUAAGGUCAGCUGUCCAAGGUAUCCAGACCAAGACAGAAGAGAGGGUCAGUGAUGCAUGGAUGAAUUUAAACAAGGCUGAGAAAAAUGAUGAUUGGGGUGACUCCAUUGUGACAAGUGAUCCUGAAGAAUGGGGUGAUACCUUUGCUGAGUCAGCUUCUCAGUUUGCUGCUGAAGACUUGACAGCAGCUCAUUCUUCCAGAGAAAAUGAUCCACAGGGAACAGCACCCUCUAGAGGUUACCAUACUUUAGCAAGUACUGCUGCUGCUCGGUACCGGUAUAGGGUACACAGUGACAUUUCUCGCAGAUACUUUAACUCCGGAGCUGUUUCAGCUGACGACAUCGGGAAGACAAAAAGUUCAGGGCCAAAGAUACCACCUCGUAAGCCUGCUGCUAGACCAAGAAUAAAACCAACACUCAGUGCCCAAGCUAAAGAGAGAACAGUUCCAUCAUCAAGAAUGAGUAGAGUUCUUAAUUUUGGAGGUCUAGCUGCUGGUAUUGGAGUUGGAGCUCUAGCAGAAAAAGUUAAAAGAGGUUUUGGGUUAGAAGAAAAUGGUAAGAUAGACUCAAAUAUAUUGUUGACAGAAGCUAAUGCUGAGAGAAUAGUAGAUACACUGUGCAGGGUGAGAGGUGCUGCUCUUAAACUGGGUCAAAUGCUUAGUAUUCAAGAUAAUACUCUUAUCAGUCCUGAGCUUCAAAAGGUGUUUGAGAGAGUAAGGCAGAGUGCAGACUUCAUGCCUCUAUGGCAAAUGGAGAGAGUGCUAAAGCAGGAAUUAGGUGAUGGCUGGAGAAGUAAGGUUGCAUCGUUUGAAGACAAACCUUUUGCGGCUGCUUCAAUAGGUCAAGUCCAUCUAGCAACAAUGCAUGAUGGGACAGAAGUUGCUAUGAAAAUCCAGUAUCCUGGAGUAGCUCAAGGUAUUGAGAGCGAUAUCAACAAUCUUAUGAUGCUUCUUAAGAUGUGGAAUGUGUUACCUGAAGGUUUGUAUGCUGAGAGUGCAAUAGAAGUUGCAAAGAAGGAGCUAGGAUGGGAAGUAGAUUACAUCAGAGAAGCCGAGUGCUGUGAGAAAUUCAGGAAACUGAUAGAAGGAGAUCCAAUCUUUAUGGUUCCAAAGGUUAUUCCUGAACUUUCAACAAAAGAGGUCAUCACAACAGAACUAGUAGAUGGAAUAUCAUUAGAGAAAGCUGAAGAUUUGAGUCAAGAGCGAAGGAAUGAGAUAUGUGUUCAUAUUUUGAGGUUGUGUUUGAUUGAACUGUUUGAGUGGAGAUUUAUGCAGACUGAUCCUAACUGGUCAAACUUCCUCUUCAAUGAAGAUACAGGAAAGAUAACUCUGCUAGAUUUUGGUGCAUCAAGAUACUAUGACAAGUCAUUUGUGGAUACUUACAUAAAGGUGAUCCAUGGUGCAGCAUGUGGGGAUAGAGAAGAAGUGUUGGUAAAUUCACAAAAGCUUCAAUUCUUGACUGGUUAUGAAUCAAAGGCAAUGGAAAAUGCCCAUGUAGAUGCAGUCAUGAUCCUUGGUGAGCCAUUCAGAUCUUCAGAGCCGUUUGAUUUCUCCACGCAGGAUACAACUAAGCGUAUCCAUGACCUAGUCCCUGUCAUGCUUCGAGGUAGAUUGACUCCACCUCCGGAAGAAAGCUACUCACUACAUCGGAAGAUGGCUGGUUCUUUCCUACUCUGUACCAAACUUAGAGCUAAGAUUUCUUGUAAAGACUUGUUUGAUGACAUCUAUAACAGAUACCAGUUUGAUAAGGAAUGAAUGUUUCUGGACAGCUUUGCUGAGAGUGGAAAUUUUACUUGUAAUAUACAAGGAAUAUAUGCAAGUCAACAAAAAAUUGAAUUUCAUAAAUUAGGAAGUUUCUAUUGAUAAACUCUACCAAGUAGUACAGGAGAUGCUAGAACUUAUCCGAUGGCAAAUAGGCCUAUUGAUUAAAGUCAAUCUCUUGAAUCCUUUUUUGAAGCUCACCAGUCCAGCAUUUUUUAAAGGAAUCCCUAACCCAUCUGAUUAUUAUGAGAAGUUUCAAUGUCAGAUCCAGUCCAAUAGGAUGUGAUAGACAGUGAAUCAAACUCAAAUAAGAGUUCAGAUUUAUUGAGCUAAAUACUUGCAAUUGUUUCAUUGGAAAUAAUGAAUGCUUCUUGACUCCUUGUUUUGAACUCUAAUAACAACUGCAGGAACUACAUUGAGCUCUUUUUUAGGAUAGAUUUCAAUUUCCCUCUUUUAUCACUCUCAUCUUGGGUUUGCGAUCCAGCAUUUUAUGUGGUACUUAUUUAUUUUUCCUAACUCAAAUGUAUUUUCAUUUAAAGGUCAAGUCCACCCCAGAAAAAUGUUGAUUUGAAUCAAUAGAGAAAAAUCAGACAAACAUUAAUGCUGAAAAUUUCAUCAAAAUCGGAUGUAAAAUAAGAAAGUUAUGACAUUUUAAAGUUUCGCUUAUUUUUCAAAAAAUAGUUAUAAGCGCAAUUUAGUCACAUGCAAAGGAGAGAAUCGAUGUUCCUCACUCACCAUUUCUUUCUUUUUUAUUGUUUGAAUUAUACAAUAUUUCAAUUUUUACAAAUGUGACAAGAAGGACCAAUUUAACUGAACCAUAAAAUGUUGAACAAAAGUAAUUCCACAUGUUCAGGGAGAAAUAAAACUUUGUUUCACAGGACAAUAAGGAAAAAAUUAGAAUAUUUCAUAUUUCAUAUAAUAAAAUACAAAAGAAAUAGUGACGUCAUCAGUUCCCUCAUUUGCAUACCGAUCGGGAUGGGCAGAUAACUAUAUUCUGAAAUCAAGCGAAACUUAAAAAUGUCAUAACUUUCUUAUUUUUCAUCAGAUUUUGAUGAAAUUUUUAGUGUUAUGCUAAUUGGAUUUUUCUCUUUUUAUUCAAAUAAACUUUUUGUUGGGGUGGACUUGUCCUUUAAGUGUAGCAAGUGUAGGUUGCAUUCUUGCCAGGAGGCAUUGAUGAGAUGGGACUUGAAUCAUUGAUCUUUUGAUAGUCUGUCAAUGACUUCUCCCAGGGAUCUGUUGCAAAAGACUGUUUACAUGAAUCAGGGGUGUGAGAGUUCAGAUUUUUAUCUGAUUUCAGAUUUUUUUUUCCAGCUUAAUUUCAGCUUAUUUUUGGCCUUCCUCUGUACAAAAAGUAUGGGAGCUCUUUCUAUUUCAGACUUUUUCAACACUCUUCAGCUUUUUUCAGAUCUUUUUAUUUGUGACCACUCACACCCCUGAUGAAUGGUAACUGCAAUGGAAAAUUUUCAUUUUAAUUAGCUUUUGAAGGAUUUAACCAUGGAUGGUAGAUAGAAUUGAUGACAACUUUACUUACUGAUCAGUUUUCUGUAACAGGGCUGGGGUAAAGGCAAAUAUCGUAGAAUCAUUCUUUAUGGUACAGAUAUCAGUUUAAUGAAGUAUGAAGUCACUAUUUAAUUUAUCCAAUGAAUGACUAUAAUGUUCAGUAUUAUUUAGCUUAUACCAAAAACCCUUUUGACCAUUCAAUCUGAUAUUGAAUGAUACAGGUUUUACUUGGCUUGUGUAGUUUGUAAGUCAACAUUUGAAAGAAUGAGAAAAAAGAAUACUUAAGAUAUUACAUAUACAUGUAUGUAUAUCCCUGUAUUUUAUUGGUUUUAUCUUAUAUUUUGAUACCUAUAUAUUACUGUAUGAAGAUUUAAUAUUUUUUGUCACUAAAUUUCAUUAAUUGUAGAAGAAAAAAAGAUUUUUUUUUCAAGUUGAUAAAGUGUGCCAUAAUGCUACACAGGUGUAGCAUUUUGAGAAUUGUAUAUCUUCACUGCGGUGAUUCAGUGCUCGCAUAACUGAGGUGAGUAUAGAAAAAUCUUUCUUUUCAUUAUAAUGUGAACAAGUGUGUGAUAUAAAAGUGUACCUUAGUCGUAAUCCGAUUAAACGAUUAUUAACAAUUUCUAGUUGAAUUUAAUAUCAUCAAGUGUAAAUAAUAAUUUAAAAAAUACCAUAUCUAUGAAUGAAGAUGGUAUGGUUUGGACUCACAUCCAUAUCCCUGUCAGCAUGGUCAUUUACUUUGGACCUAGUAUAGUGGGUCAACAUAUUUUAAAUGAAUCAAGAUCUUUAGGAAAUACCUUCUGUGACCUUCUCUGUCAUCUGCUGGAGAAAGGUUAAUGGAUUUUUGAAAAUUAUUUACAGUUCUGCUCAAAAGUUAUGGAACCUAUUACAAAAUGCACUUCUUCAUGCCGAUUGUUGAAUGUAGACAUCACUACAAUGUCCGGCGAGAAACAAACUUUAUUGAAUGUAAUAUUUUAUCGCCCGACUUCACAGUUUAUUAUUUAAGACAUGGGCAGAACUCGAACACUUCGAAUAUGUUCAUUUUCUGGUGAGUUUCAUUAACUUUUGAGCACCACUGUAUAUUAUGCUAUGCACUAUUAAUAUGGAAUGAUGUAUGAAAAUAAGAUUUCAGGGUUAUGGAAAGAUGAGAUUGCAUGUCUGAUUCUCAUGUUUAUGUAUCUUUCUGCAUAAUUUUCUAUUCCUGUUUUUCACUUAUAUUCUGUUUUUUUCUAGGCAUAGUUUGUAUACCUCACUUUUUAGACUAAAAGGGCAUUUUUAUUGGGCAUAAUUAUUGAGGCCACAAGGUAACUUUGUUCAUAUUGAUGUAGAUUUCAUUACCUACAUAAUAUGAAGUCAAUAUAGGCAAAUUUGGCGUAAAUGGUGUUUUUGAUUGUAUACUUCAUGCCAGAAAGAUUUAUUUUGCAAUGUUUUAGACUUACAGGUCAUAAGGUAUCUAUGAACAUAAUGCAGGAUUAUACUGGAUUGGAAACAUCAAGGACAGGACAUUAUUUAGGAAUUGUGAUUCAUUAGAUUAUGCUCAUGAGGAGGGAAAAUAUGAAUUGGAUUUUUAACAUCAAGUCAAUAAAAAAAAGGAUUUCAGAACUGAAAAACCAUGCAUUUUCAUGGUAUUGUCAAAGUGACAAGGUUCAUAUUGAUGUAGAUGACAUUACCUCAUACUGGGUUGAUCAUGUACUGAAAAUUGUUCAGAAUUUGUGACUUGUCUUAUUCUAUUUUUGUGAACAUUCAAUAUACUUGAUUUUAUGAAUUAAAUUGUUUUCAUUUUUUAAACGUUAUUAUGUUAAAAUAAACAUGUUUGUCAAUUUAUUAGAGAUAAUGCAAUAUCAAUAUGUAAAGAACUGUAAAUGUAAAGAAUCUUCCAUAUAUAAGUUAUGUAAUGCUGAUAAUGUUUGAUGAAAAGAGGUGAAUAAACAGUGUUCUACAAUGAAUUAA